CUUUCUGUUGAAGAGAGCACAGUUAAACAGUUGAAGAAAAAGUUAAACAAUCUUUGAACUGACAAAUCAUUCGAGUUUGGAUUUAAUAUAUGUUAUAUAUGAUAGGAAAACUAACAAUUUUCUGGAUAUAUUCUUGAAUGUCAAUGUAUACGGACAAAAUGCAGCCAAUAUCUUUGGCAAUCAGUAGAUCGUCGGCGUUUAGUCGACCACGUUCAAGUUCGCCGAUUGAUGUAGAAAAUACAGCUGAAGAUCUUUCAAAGAAAGAUAUAACACCGAUGUCAUCUCCUUGCAACAGUGACAGACUCUCACCCGAGAUCACAGAUUCAAAAAUGUGCAAUGGACGUGUUAAUUUUGCUGAAAAUAGUUCUUCAUUUAAAACGCCAUUGCGGUUUGGCGUGGACUCGAUUAUUUCACAUAAUUCUCAUGCUGACUCUAGUAAAGAGGGAUCAAAACCUGAACGGCAGUCACCUCAUUCAGCACAUUCACCAACAAGGGACAGAGACCGGGACUCGGACACAAGUUUGAAUCUUUCACCGCGGUCCGAUAGUUCUAGUCCACAUUCGACGUCGUCACCACAGGAACAUCAUAAAUCGCAUAUAUCUUCGUUUAGUAUGGACGAGAUAUUAGGAAAAAGCCCACCAGUUUCUCACAAAUCUGAUUCUACUACCAGUCCAGCGUAUGUACCAAGUCCGGCCCACGAAACAAGAUGGCCCGGGGGUUUGGCGGUCGGUGCCGGUUUCCCGUGGCUACCAUCAUCCAGAAUUUCACCACCUCCAAACGCAGUAAGCCCGCAGAGAAUCAACCCACAAAAAUGCACAUUACGAAAACAUAAAACGAACAGAAAACCAAGGACUCCAUUCACGACAUCUCAACUUUUAGCACUGGAAAGAAAAUUUAGACAAAAACAGUACUUAUCUAUAGCAGAACGCGCAGAAUUUAGUGCUUCUUUAAACUUGACUGAAACACAAGUUAAAAUUUGGUUCCAAAAUAGGCGUGCAAAAGCAAAGAGACUCCACGAGGCGGAAAUUGAAAAAUUAAAGAUGGCCGCCAAGCCAAUGCUACCUCCAGCACUAGGUAUUACAUUUCCGGCUGCGGCUGCGCUGUACGGUGCUCAUCUUGGACGGUCACAAAUUAUAGCAAAUCCCUUUAGCCCCUUUUCAUAUAAUUCCUACCCGGCGACAAGCAUGUAUCCACAUUAGUGAAAAAAUAAUUUGGUCUGGUACUGUGUCAAAUGAGUAUUCUACAACUGCCGAGGGAAUACUUAGACAAAAGCGAUACAUUUAUAUUCAAAUGUCAACCCACUGGUUUCUUUGAAGAAAUUAAACUCAGCAUUAUGAAUAUAUGAGAAUAAUAAAAGUUGCACAGAUUUUCGCUGGCGAGAAAGAGAAAAGGAACAGACACCUAUGAAUGACCUUGAACUUUCUCUCACUGUUUUAUCUAAGUAAAUCUUGGCAUUAAACUUACAGCGCCGUCGGUGCUCCAGUAUUCAUGUGGCUAGACUGACAUGUGAAUCCGCUAUCCAGAAAUUCCAUUGAGGAAUUAUAUUUUGUAUUUAUAGAAUUGUGUUCUAUAAGACGUAUUAUAAAUUUUGUUAGCGUUGUUUUUUGAAAGAUAAUAAAUUAUAUAUGAUUUUAAACUUGAAAA
This is a messenger RNA of Mercenaria mercenaria, 1644 nucleotides long. Its product is annotated as homeobox protein MSX-2-like. Gene Ontology annotation, molecular function: RNA polymerase II transcription regulatory region sequence-specific DNA binding; DNA-binding transcription factor activity, RNA polymerase II-specific. Gene Ontology annotation, cellular component: nucleus. The transcript has 2 exons. Bases 138 to 1199 code for a protein of 353 amino acids. Gene Ontology annotation, biological process: embryonic morphogenesis; regulation of transcription by RNA polymerase II. The record is from RefSeq and is a predicted model, not a curated record. NCBI's taxonomy places the organism in Eukaryota, Metazoa, Mollusca, Bivalvia, Venerida, Veneridae.